Messenger RNA from Anthostomella pinea, 714 nucleotides. The record is from the annotation of a GenBank genome assembly. NCBI's taxonomy places the organism in Eukaryota, Fungi, Ascomycota, Sordariomycetes, Xylariales, Xylariaceae.
AUGUUUCGACGAACCGCUCUCCUCGCUCUUGCAGCGCUGCUCCCCUCCUCCCUGGCCCAGGUCUCUGAGGAUUUCGAGUCCGGAUGGGACCAGACAGCAUGGCCUACCUAUGCGCCUGACUGCAACCAGGGUGGUACAGUCACUCUGGACAGCACCAAGGCCCACAGUGGCACGAACUCCAUCAGGGUCAACGGUGCCGGUGGUUUCUGCGGGCACAUCUUCUUCGGCACGACAGCGGUGCCCACCGGCGAUGUCUACGUUAGAGUGUAUCUCCAGGCACAAACCGCCCUGACAUCCUCCCACGUCUCCUUCAUCACCAUGCCCGACUCCAACCAGGGCACCGAUAAGCACCUGCGCAUCGGUGGCCAGAGCGGGAUCCUGAUGUACAACCGCGAGUCCGACGACGCCACGCUCCCCGCCCUGUCCCCGAAUGGCAUCGCUGCCUCGGAGGCCCUUCCCACCGGGACGUGGGAGUGCUUCGAGUACCACCUGAGCACCAACGGCUCCAUCGAGACGUGGCUGAACGGGGACGCCAUCGCUGGACUGACAAGCAUCAAGGGUGUCACGAACGAAUACAAUACCCAGUGGCAGAGCAACACCGAGAUUCCCAGCGUUACCGGUAUCUACUUUGGCUGGGAGUCGUACGGCGGCGACGUGAACACCUUCUGGUACGAUGAUAUCGCCGUGGCCUCGACCCGUGUGGGCUGCCUCUGA